This is a messenger RNA of Priapulus caudatus, 3538 nucleotides long. RefSeq names its product serine/threonine-protein kinase SBK1-like. Gene Ontology annotation, molecular function: protein serine/threonine kinase activity; ATP binding. NCBI's taxonomy places the organism in Eukaryota, Metazoa, Priapulida, Priapulimorpha, Priapulimorphida, Priapulidae. The coding region runs from base 451 to 1608 and encodes 385 amino acids. Gene Ontology annotation, biological process: peptidyl-threonine phosphorylation; peptidyl-serine phosphorylation. The record is from RefSeq and is a predicted model, not a curated record. The transcript has 2 exons.
ACGCUGUACGCUGAGCUCGCUGGUAAGCAUCACAGCCAUCAUUCAGCGCCGAUCACACGUACACUACACACGCGCGCGUUGUUGUGGACACACGCAAUUCUAAGAGUUACGUGUCGGAACCACAAGAAGAUAGGCAGUGGAGAUAAGUGCCACGCUCACAGAUAUCCACGCACACAUAUAUGCAUACAUGUAUGUGUGUGCAUAGAAUUAGACGGAGGAGAAGAAGGCGAAGAAGCACGCGGAUACGCGGGAAGAGAAGACACGCUCAUAGUUGCGACGUGGAGAGGAUCUCACGAACAGGAAUCCUACUACACCAUCAUACAGGGAUCAAGUCCUGAACAAGUUCUUCUCAUCUACAGAAGAUACUCCUUAGCAGUGCAGUGAAGCGAGAAGGAAGUUGAAGCCGUACGGCGCGGAUCCACGAGGCAUCCGUCACCGCCACACGCCGCGAUGCCGUCACUCAACUGCGCCUCGAUCGAAUCGAACGUGUUUCUCUCGAAUGCGAAGCGGAUCAGCUCGGCGGGACUACCGACGACGGGCAAGGACCUGCGCUGCGUCGACGUCGACGCCGAGUACAAGGUGAUGCGUCUGCUCGGCGAGGGAACGUACGGCAAGGUGCACUUAGCGCAGCACCGCACGACGUCCACCGUCGUCGCGCUCAAACACAUGCACAAGGACGAGACAAAGCUGAAGGACUUUCAGCGCGAGUUCGAGCUGAGCUACUACAUGUCGCCGCACCGCAACAUCGUCAUCACGUUCGACGUCGCCUUCGAGACGAAGCACUCGUACUGUUUCGUGCAGGAGUACGCGCCGUGCGGCGACCUCUUCGAGGCGAUCCCGCCGCAGCAGGGCCUACCCGAGGACACCGUCAAGGACGUCAUGAUGCAGCUCGUGUCGGCGAUCGAGUUCAUGCACAGCAAGGACAUCGUGCAUCGCGACAUCAAGCCGGAGAACGUACUCGUAUACGACGAGGCGCUCAAACUCGUCAAGCUCACUGACUUCGGGCUGGCGCGCAAGGGCGGCACGCUCGUCAAGAAGAAGAACAGCAGCAUUCCGUACACGCCGCCGGAGAUCUGCGACGCCGUCUAUAACGAGGGCUACACGUCGGACACGAGCACCGACGUCUGGUCGUUCGGCGUGACGCUCUACUGCUGCAUGACGGGCAACUUCCCCUGGGAGAAAGCCGACAUCGACGACGCCUACUACAACGAGUUCCUCGGCUGGCAGAAGCGCAAGACCGUCAAGAUCCCGUCGCAGUGGCGCAAGUUCUCGCCGCGACUCAUGCGCCUCUUCCGGCGAUUCCUAGAGGUGAAGCCCGAGCGGCGGUGCCGCAUCGAGGAGAUACACAAGUACGCCGACAACAAGUGGGUACGUCGGCGGACGGCGUCGCGCUACGCGACGUCGGAGAUCAACGGCGACCGGUCGGACAGCGGAGAGCCGAAUCUCACCAAGCUGAACAUGAUGUUCAAGGCCGCAGGCGCCUCCGCCGGCGAGGGACUAGAGGAGAAGGAAUUCCGCGAGCAGAGACUGCGGGAGUGGAUCCUGUCACUGCCGGAGGGGGAGACGUCCGGGUCGGCGCACGGCAAUACACUCUCUGUUCCGUCAUGAGGUUGUACCCCUUCAUCCCAACCCCAACCCGACACAUAGACUGGCUGUGCCGUCAUAUGGUUGUAACCCCCCGCCCGAGUUCGUCCGCUCGGUCAGAGGUCAAAGUGUGGCGCCGAGUCGCAUCACACAAACACUGACACUCUGUCGCUCGUUAGCGUCUGGCAGAACUACAGCGGUAGCUACUCGCGGCAGUAGCGUCGUUUUAGGUUUCACGUAGAGACCGGGAUAGAGAGGUUGAGUCAGUCAGUCACUGGCUCAACGAGACUACGAUACGAGACUUCCAGCGUUUCAGAUGGAGAGACUCGGGGACAACAGCCAUGAGCCUCGGACAGAUGAUGGCGCAUCCUCUAUGACGACCGGCCCGCUAGCGGCAGCUGAUGCCCGUGACGUCACCGGGCGCUGCUCCCCGCGGGAGCGACAUCUGGCGACGCGCCGCGUGUGUGGAUCGUGUCACAUUCGUGUUGUCCCGUGUCCGCGCCAUCGUUGUUAAACAUUUUAUUUUUUCUCGUCGGUCGUAAAAAAAACCGCUUCAUGUCGAUAUACCAGUAGAUGCAUCUACCGCCAUAUGUGUGCUAACGCCCGGGAUUGAGAACGUACGGUGGUGUAGGGUUGAGUUCGAGGUAGGCACAGUACGCGGCUCUUAGCGAUGCCAGAUGGUUUACAUUUGGCUUCUAAUCCCCCUCCUCUUCUCCCCGCCUGGCACACGCGCCGUGACCCCCGCGCUACAGGCUCCAGGAAGUCUUGGUAAACCUCAGGAAAAUCGUGUAUUAUUUCGUAACGACAGUGUGAGGCUGCAUGCACCCGGCUUACCCGUUCCUCGCCCGCAAACCUUUACGAUUCGAGUAAAUGUUAUUAAGAGCGAGAUUUCCACAAAUGAAAUGCUUCUCUCACGCUCUCGCUCUCUCUCUCGUUCUCUUUAUCUCUUUUUUUCUGUCUUUCCAUUUUUCUCUUUCUCUCCCUCUGUCUCUCGUUCUUUCUCCCGCCCUCCUAGUCUGGCCAGUGAACGCGCGUGUAUAACGCGGUACAUCGGUAACACAUCGGCGGCUUGUUUCUAGCAUCGUAAAUGUUGCGUCGUAUAUAUAGAUACACGUGGAAUAUUGCAGCCUCUCUACGACCGACCGACGGCUGCUAUUUAGAGCUGUUUUAAUUGCAGCGUCCCGCCGCUGCCAGACGUCCGUAAAUUGUGGCUAUUUCUUACGGCGAUUGGCGAUCAACAGAAGGCGAUAAAUGGACACCAGAAAGCCGUCAGUCUAACGCUGCCUCCCGCUGCUGUAUAUCGCCGUCGGUAUAAAGCCGCCCCGUAUCCCGUGUCAACGCUACAACUCCCGUGCAAAUAUAGGAUGGCUUCGUGCAGAGAGCGAGGCGUCUCUUCCACAGCCGCUCUCUCUCUCUCUCUCUCUCUCUCUCGCUCUUCCUCUUUCGCUGCGCCCUCAGUCUUCACUGUUUCUUUCAUAGCUCUAAGAGCUACGUCGUUUUGUUCAAGUGUGUGCUUACUGUUAGGGCUUCUUUUUUUCACACGGCAGUUUUACUCGAAGAUGCCUUACAGGGUCGUUGACCCGCUUAUACGAUACGGGGACACGUGUGUGUGUGUGUGUGUGUGUGUGUGUGUGUGUGUGUGUGUGUGUGUGUGUGUGGUGGGACGGGGCAUAGAAGCAUAGUCGUAGACACAGCAUCUUGUUAUGACGACCAAUUCAUACGUUUUUUGCACGUUUACGCCAAUAAACCUAAGUUAUAUUUCCGAGUAGUGCAGAGACAGAGUGAAAUAGACAGCAAAGUAGAUCGAGAGAGAGAGGUAGAGGCCGGGUAUAUAUAUAAGAUGAAGCAAAGGAGAGAGAACGUGCGAGAAACUGAGAUAGAAAGAAUCGACAGAGAGGAGAAGAGAGAAGAGAAAAGAAAGAAGACGAGCAGGAGCGGAGCGGGGGGAAGAGAC